Messenger RNA from Pestalotiopsis fici W106-1, 936 nucleotides. RefSeq lists its product as uncharacterized. The coding region runs from base 1 to 936 and encodes 311 amino acids. The record is from RefSeq and is a predicted model, not a curated record. The transcript has 3 exons. NCBI's taxonomy places the organism in Eukaryota, Fungi, Ascomycota, Sordariomycetes, Amphisphaeriales, Sporocadaceae. Gene Ontology annotation, molecular function: hydrolase activity.
AUGGCGAGCAUCGACUACGUCUUCAAGGUCGCCAACUACGAGAGCCAGGCAGUAAAUCUGACAGCUACUGUGCACCUGCCCAAGGAUAUCAGCUCAAUCAAGGGAAUCGCAUUGUAUUUCCACGGCGGCGGCUAUGUUGUUGGCAGUCGGGCCAUGCUUCCAGCUGCGUAUAUCGAGGCUUUGCACGAAGCUGGAUUCAUUGCCGUAGCUUCCGACUAUCGUCUUUGUCCCACGAUUUCUGUGCUGAACGGCCCAGUUGCUGAUUCGGUGGCCGCCUACGAAUGGGCGCAGAAUGAGCUCCCAGCACUUCUUCAGCGGGAUCGUGGUAUCCAGGUUAACGGAAAGAACAUUGUCACUCUCGGUCAUUCGUGUGGUGGAGGUCUAGCACUGCUAAUGGCUUCUCGUACACACCCGCCCAAAGCGAUUUUGGAUCUGUUUGGUUUCAAAUACCUCCGCGAUCCAUUUUAUCAUACCGGAGUCAGCGCCGCGCCUUCCAAUGCAUCCGCACCACCACCAGCCGAUUUCAUCGAAAAGGUGUUUGACGAAUAUCCUCCGCCGGUCGCUGCACCGCCCCCCUUUGGUCCCAAUGGGCCUGAUCUGAGCACGCCUCGCGGGGCCUAUCUCGUCACAUCGGUUCGAAAGGGCAUCCAAUUCGAUAAGAUUAUUGCCGAGAACGAGUACGAUCUGGUGGACCCUGAGAAACUGCUCAAGAGACCCGACUUUCCGCCAACGGUCUUUGUCCAAGGCACCGCGGACGUGGUGGUGGACGCAAAGUUUGCAAAAAGGGCGCAUGAGGAGCUGCAGAAGAAUGGAAUCAAGACGGAGCUACAUCUUGUUGAAGGCGCUGCUCACGGAUUCGAUGCCAGACUUAAGCGUGACGACGCUGCCUUUGCGCUCAUUCAGAAAGGCGUAGAUUUUCUGGCGCAAUGCCUAUAA